Messenger RNA from Mycena indigotica, 822 nucleotides. RefSeq names its product MYND-type domain-containing protein. NCBI's taxonomy places the organism in Eukaryota, Fungi, Basidiomycota, Agaricomycetes, Agaricales, Mycenaceae. The record is from RefSeq and is a predicted model, not a curated record. Bases 61 to 822 code for a protein of 253 amino acids. The transcript is spliced from 4 exons.
CUUCACUUUCCUCUUGCCAUCGCCAAGAGCAAAAAGUUACUCCCAAGUUUCGGCGUUAGGAUGAACGACGGCAAUACUUUCGUCGCACCACUAAAGCUGUGUCAGGUCUGCAGCAAGCGCGGAGAGUUACGCCAGUGUGCCAACUGCAAGACCGUCCAAUAUUGCUCACGCGAGUGUCAAAAGGCUCACUGGCCAAAACAUAAAGUUCACUGCAAACAAUCACAACAACGUUCCGAGGAAUUUGCCGCGUUCAAAGCUAGCAACCCUAUAUUUGCACAACAUGUCCAAUCACUUGGGAAGUUCUCCCAGAUUUGGAGCGACGCUCUCUUUGGUUGGGCGGCUUGCGCAGUCGACCUAGCUGUCAUCUUGAAGCAAGACCUCAAUUACUUGGAAAAGCAUAGUUUCUUCGUGACCAUUGAGCGACGUUCCGACGUUGCAGCCAAUGCACCUGUGAAAACUGCGUUUGAGGUAAUCGACGCAGGUAUGCGUGCCGACGAGGAGAUUAUGCUCGAAUUCGAACGCAUGGAACUGAAAACCGGCUUCACCGAACCCAAAAAGAUGUUCCAGUCUCAGAAAGCGAACCCGUAUCUUCUGCGGAUGGUCGUCGUUCAGCCCUCGCUUUGUCUCUCCAUAUACUUAUCGGAGUUGAUUCCCAGAAUUAUGCCCUCUGAAAACAUUAUAUCUUGGGCAAACGACAAGAUAUUAUCCUCGACACUAGCGGCGCUUUGGCUACAAUCAUGUCGAGAUAGCAUCCGGAUAGGCAACACUUCGGGUCAUUUGAAGCUGGUCAAGGACGUGAGACAGGCUAUCGGGGUUGAUUGA